Messenger RNA from Stomoxys calcitrans (stable fly), 357 nucleotides. RefSeq names its product cuticular protein 47Eg-like. NCBI's taxonomy places the organism in Eukaryota, Metazoa, Arthropoda, Insecta, Diptera, Muscidae. Gene Ontology annotation, cellular component: chitin-based extracellular matrix. The record is from RefSeq and is a predicted model, not a curated record. The coding region runs from base 1 to 357 and encodes 118 amino acids. The transcript is spliced from 2 exons. Gene Ontology annotation, molecular function: structural constituent of chitin-based larval cuticle.
AUGAAAUUCUUUAUCGUACUCGCCAGCGUUUUGGCCGUUGUUGCCGCCAACGAAGAUGCCGAAGUCCUCCGCAGUGAAUCUCAAGUCAAUGUGGAAGAUUUCAAAUACGCCCUCGAAUUGGGCAACAGUGUCAAGACCCAACAAGAGGGAUCUUUGAAUGGUGAAAACUGGGUUGUUAAGGGCUCCUACGAAUUCACCUCUCCCGAAGGCGAACAAGUCUCUGUUCAAUAUACCGCCGAUGAGAAUGGCUACCAUGUUGAUUCUGCCCAACCCUUGUUGCCCACUCCCCCACCAAUCCCAGAGCACAUCCUUAAGGCCAUCGAAUACAUUAAUGCUCACCCACCACCAACCCAGUAA